GGAGGGAGGAAAAUAGAAAGAGAACAAAUCCCAGCCAGAGGAAUACCUUUUGGAUCAUCAGCUUCUGCCUGUCUGCCCUCAGUACAAAUGAAGAUGCCUGAGGCCUGAGUUAAAGCCCUCCACCAGAGAGAGUGUGUUCCAGGGCUGGGGCUGGACCCAGAGGCCCCUGGCUCAGGGGGUGAAGGGCCCUCACAGCCCUGUGUGAGUCUGGACCAUGGGGGAUGGAGGCACUGGUGCAACUGGAGGAGAUGGGGUGAACCGGUCCCACGUGCUGUUUGACAACUUCGUCCAGGCGAGCACGUUUAAGGGCACGCUCAAGGCCUUCCAGGAGCUGUGUGACCACCUGGAAGUCAAGCCCACCGAGUACAGGGUCUUCUAUCACAAGCUCAAGUCCAAACUCAACUACUGGAAGGCCAAGGCGCUCUGGGCCAAGUUAGACAAGAGGGCCAGCCAUAAGGAGUACAAGAAGGGUCGUGCCUGUGCCAACUCAAAAUGUUUGAUCAUUGGUGCGGGGCCGUGCGGCUUACGUACAGCCAUCGAGCUGGCUUUCCUGGGGGCCAAAGUGGUGCUGCUGGAGAAGAGAGAUGCUUUCUCCAGGAACAAUGUGCUGCACCUCUGGCCCUUCACCAUCCAGGACCUCAGGGGCCUCGGGGCCAAGAAGUUCUAUGGGAAGUUCUGCGCUGGUGCUAUCGAUCAUAUCAGUAUUCGUCAGCUUCAGUUAAUGCUGCUAAAAAUGGCUCUCCUGCUGGGCAUUGAGAUCCAUGUCAACGUAGAGUUCAAGGGUCUUAUCGAACCCCCUGAAGAUCAAGAGACUGAACGGAUAGGCUGGAGGGCUGAGGUCCAUCCCAAGACACACCCUGCCAGUGAGCUGGAGUUUGACGUCAUCAUCGGAGCAGACGGAAGGAGAAACACACUACCAGGGUUUCGGCGUAAGGAGUUCCGGGGCAAGCUUGCCAUCGCCAUCACUGCUAACUUCAUCAACAGGAACACGACAGCGGAGGCAAAGGUCGAGGAGAUCAGCGGCGUGGCCUUCAUCUUCAACCAGAAGUUCUUUCAAGACCUCAGAGAGGCAACAGGUAUUGACCUGGAAAACAUUGUCUACUACAAGGAUGACACGCACUACUUUGUGAUGACUGCCAAAAAACAGAGCCUGCUGGAGAAAGGAGUCAUUCUGCAUGACUACGCAGACACAGAGCUGCUGCUCUCCAGAGCUAAUGUAGACCAGGCUGCCCUGCUGUCUUACGCCCGUGAGGCUGCGGAUUUCUCCACCAGCCACCAGCUGCCCACACUGGACUUUGCCAUCAACCACUACGGCCAGCCCGACGUAGCCAUGUUCGACUUCACCUGCAUGUACGCCUCUGAGAACGCCGCCAUGGUGCGCCAACGCAAUGGCCACAAGCUGCUGGUGGCGCUGGUGGGAGACAGCCUGUUGGAGCCCUUCUGGCCCAUGGGCACUGGCAUCGCUCGAGGUUUCCUGGCAGCCAUGGACUCGGGCUGGAUGGUGAAGAGCUGGGCUCAGGGAAAAACCCCUCUCGAGGUGCUGGCUGAGAGGGAGAGUAUAUACCGUCUACUGCCCCAGACCACACCAGAAAACGUCAGUAAGAACUUCAGCCACUACAGCGUGGAUCCGACCACACGUUAUCCCAACAUUAGCCUUAACUUCCUCAAGCCCAGCCAGAUGCGUCACCUCUUUGACACAGGGGAGUCGAGGGAAAUGCGCAUUGAAAUAGAGAAUGUUAUCAACACCUCAACACCCAAGUUGGCCAGGAAUGAAAAUUGCCUGCUUGACAAGCAGUUGCAAGAGUCCGUAGCUCGAUCUAGUAAACUGCUCAACUGGUGCCAGAGACAAACGGAGGGCUACAGGAAUGUUAAUGUAACAGACCUUACUAUGUCUUGGAAGAGCGGUCUGGCCCUGUGCGCCCUCAUUCACCGAUACAGACCGGAUCUCAUUGACUUCGACUCGCUGGACGAGCGAGACCAGGAGAAGAACAACCAGUUGGGUUUUGACGUGGCGGAGAAGGAAUUUGGCAUUUCGCCCUGCAUGACUGGCAAGGAGAUGUCUUCUGUGGUGGAGCCAGACAAACUCUCUAUGGUCAUGUAUCUCAGCCAGUUCUAUGAGAUGUUUAAGGACACAGUGCCGCCUGGAGAUAACCACAACCUGAGUCCUGAGGAGAAGGCUGCACUGAUUGCCAGCACCAAGUCCCCCAUCUCAUUCCUUAGCAAACUUGGCCAGAGCAUAGCAAUAUCCAGGAAACGAAAUCCGAAGCAGGACAAAAAAGAGAAGGAUGUAGACGGUUUGGGGAAGAGAAGGAAAACCAGCCAGUCUGAAGAUGAGGAAGUAUCCAGGACCGGUCGUGACGACAGGCCGUCUGUCCCUGCUGUCCUCUCUGAGAGAAAAAUGGACUGUGCUGCUGCAGGGAACCACAACAAAGUCAAGGUCAUGGCCACCCAGCUACUCGCCAAGUUUGAGGAGAACGCCCCCGCCCAGCCUACAGGACUCAAAAGACAGGGGGAAUCUCUGCCCAAUCUGGAUCGCCUUUUGCCCCCUUCCCCGCCCCAAACCCCUGUGAAUGAGCCAGUGCGCCUGGCACCUGUCCCAGCAUGGAGAAAGGCCAGAAGUGGUGCAGACCAACUGUCCAGCUCGGGCUCUCGGAGCUGCCCAAAGAAAACCAUUCUGCUCCCUUCUUCCUCCUCCACUUCCUCGCUCUCUCUUCACUCAGAGGGCUCUCUCAGAAAAGAGUUCCCUGUCAACAUCGGAGGCAGCGACGUUUGCUUCUUCUGUCGAAAGCGUGUGUACGUGAUGGAGAGGCUGAGUGCAGAGGGGAAGUUCUUCCAUCGCAGCUGCUUCAAGUGCGACUACUGUGGCACCACACUACGACUGUCCUCGUACGCCUUUGAUGUGGAGGAUGGGAAAUUUUACUGCAAGCCUCACUACUGUUACCGUCUGUCUGGCUAUGCUCAGAGAAAGAGGCCUGCUCCCUCCCCUGCUCCAAUCACAGCCAAGGAGAACCAGGCGCCCCAAACUCCCACGUCGACCGUAGAUGCUCCCGGAAGGGCGAUGGCAGCGGCAGCGCCCUCGGCCGAACUCCAGCCCUCAGCACCAGAGGUCAAUGGACUACAGGAGCCGAGCCUCGCUAAACGACUGCGGGGAACUCCAGAGCGCAUCGAGCUGGAGAACUAUCGUGUGUCCCUGCAGAGGGAGGAGGAGCUGGAGGAGGUGCCUGAGGAGACGCUGGCGGAACACAACCUUAGCAGUGUGCUGGACAAGGCUACGGAUGCUGACUUGGGCUCCAGUAGCUCAGAGUCAGACAUGGAGGAGGAGGAUGAGCAGGAGGAUCAGGAUCAGGAGGAGGUGGAGGUGGAGGCGGAGGCGGAGCAGCAGCAGCAGCUUCCCAGUCCCUCGGACCUUGGCGGUGUUCCCUGGAAGGAGGCGGUAGAGCUCCACGCCAAACUGAGAGGUGACCUCGGAGACGAGGGUGAGGGCGAAGGCGAGGGCGAACCUCAGGGCGACGCAGUCAGCAGAGACGGUGAAGUAGAUGAAGAAGAGGAAGAGGAGGAGGAGGAGGAGGAGGAUGAAGAUGAGGACGAAGAUGAUGAGGAGUCAAGCGAUGAGGGGGAUUACUGCCCCUGGGAUAGAGAGCUCCAGUCAGGCCUUUGGCUGGACAAGUACCUCACAGAUGAAGAGGAUGUUGGUACAUUUAAAGCCAGGAACCUACAGAUCCAACAAGCCCUUCAGCCUGUGGAUCCCCAGGCCAUUCCAGGUUUGGUGAGAACACACCUGGACUCUGACGGAGACAAGGACGGCCUGACGGCCUCGGCCUCCCAACUCUCCCAACCCUCUGAGCUCACGCAGCCCUCCUCCACAGCACCUGCCCACACAUCCGCCCGACACGAGGCAGUGAGAGUCUGGUUGGAGUCCAUGUCUGGAGAGCCCGGUGAGGAUGAAGACCUGGAAGCAGAAGCAGACAGCCCAGAUAUAGAACCUGGUACAGAGAUGGAUCAGGAUGACAUCCCUUCAGAUGCAGAAGCUGAGGCUCGUUUGCACCAAUCAGAGCAUGUUGAAGCUCUUCCUGAAGAAGACAAGAAAUCAGAGAGUGUGGAAAUGACCUCCAGUAUUGAGCCAUCCAGCAGCAGCCCAAUGCAGAAAGAAGAUGUCAUCCUUUCCCCUCUCAAACCAUCACCAGGGCCUGAGACACACAUACCUCUUGUGAAGUCUCCCGGCACUCGCUUUUUCCCUGAACCGUUCAUACCUGAGGAAACGAAGCCUGACAGGACAACUCCUUCUCCAGCUGCCAAGAGCCCGCCGUGCCCUUCCCCUGCUCCUGUACACGAUCAUUUUACUGUCUCUUCUCCUAUUUCCCCUCCUGCUGCUGCUUCUCCUGUCAAUGUCUCUGCCUCGUCACCUCCCAGUUCACCCAGCAAAUCACCCAUCGCCUCUCCACUCAAGCCCGCAAUCAAGUCACCUGUCAGAUCCCCUGUCAAAUCUCCAGUUAGCUCACCAAUUCGCUCCCAGCCCACCCCCCUGCCAGAGACUUGCGCACCGAAAUCUCCGGUCUACCCUCACCGCUCCAUUUGCCCUCUCACGGGUAACCCGCUCUCCCCAAUCUGUGCCCAGCCUUUGCCUUGUCAGGAACCGUCGUCGCCCCUCACCUCCGAUUCUCCCGUUAGAACUCAGCCUGUCCCCGCGGUCACUUCAACGCCCAUGACCAAAGCUGACGAGGACACAUCGGAGCACUCAAAGUCCAUAGACUCCUCAACAGAGGAAACUCCCUCUAAAAAGACAGAUAUCAUUGAGGAGUUUUGGUUAAAGAGUGCUGAGAUAAGAAAAAGCCUUGGUCUGACUCCUUUGGAUCGCAGUAGCAAAAUCUUAGAGAAGAGUGUUGUUAAGGCUCCAACACAGGAACCAACUCCUGUCAAGACACAGUCUCCAGAUGUGUCUGAGGAACAGAAGCCUGCCUUCACUGGCCGCGCUGUCAUUCGCAGACUCAACAUCACUCUUGAGGGUCAGGUCAUUACUCCCAUUGCACCUGCGGAGCCCAAGAGUAAUGGCUCCGAUAAGAGAGACCUCAGCAGCAGCUCUGGCCUGGGGUUGAAUGGGAGCCUGGCCACGAGCCAGACGGCAAACAGUGACAGCUACAACAUGUCUGACUCCACUAUGCUCACCCCGCCCUCCAGCCCACCACCGCCUGUGCCUGCUAAUCAGUCUCCAGCCGUGCUCAGGCAGCAGAGACAUCAGGUGUCCUGGAGCAACGGAACAGAAAAACCUCCACCUGAGCGUGCCAAAGAGCCAGCGAAAACCAAGAAUCCUGUUCCUACGCCAAGGACCCAGCUGAGCCCUGUGUCUGCACCCAAGCCUGCGCCCAGGAAAGUCCCGUCACCGCAGGCAGAGCCAGAAGCAGCUCCAGUGGUCGUCAUGAGGGAGAAGAAGAAGCCUCGACCGGUGGAGAUGAGGAAGUCAUUUGUGGAGACGGUGGAGGAGAUUCCGUUUGCCGAUGACGUGGAGGAGACGUAUGAUGAGCGGACGCCAGAGACGAGCAUGAACAGGUAUUAUACUCCACCCACCAGCAAGCCCAGCAGGGAAAGACCUCCUCUGCAUUUGGCUCUAGCGAUGGAAAAUGGUAAACCCAAUAUCCAAGGCAAUCAGGCCUCGAAGACACAGAGGGCAACUCAGUUCUCUCCAGAGGCGAAGGAGAUUGCUGAAGAGAGAAUGAGGGCCAGAGAAAAGUCUGUCAAGAGCCAGGCACUAAAGGACGCCAUGGCCAAGCAGCUGAACAAAAUGAAAGAAUCUGACGUUGACAAGGGUGCCUCACCUAAAGUGGCCUGGAGUGUGACCCCGGAUACCGCAGGAAAAAGUAAAAAGUCAGUCGGAUCUCCGAAGACAUCGGCCGUGAAAGCCCUGGAGUCGAAGAAGGCCGAGACCAUACCGGAGCGUUUCUUCAGCAGCAACAAGAGUCUGGACAGCUCGGCGGCUUCAUCCGACGGCUCCUCUGCGAGUAAGAGCAAGAAACGAAGUUCCCUCUUCUCGCCGCGCAAGAACAAGAAGGAGAAAAAAGCCAAGAACGACAGCAGCAGGGUCUCCGGCACGGACGAGACACCGCCCAAACAUAAGUCGUUAUGGAAGGCUGUGUUCUCAGGGUACAAGAAGGACAAAAAGAAGAAGGAUGACAAAUCGUGUCCGAGCACGCCGUCCUCAAGCUCCACCACUCAGGACUCUGGGAAAAGAACAUCGCCUCUUGGGAGAUCGUCAGACUUGAAAUCACGCAGAAACUUGAGCUUCUCUGAGGACUCAGACCUCUCCUGUGACGACGUUCUGGAGAGAUCCUCCCAGAAGUCUAAGGCAGAUUCUGUUUAUGUUCCUCACGCACUGGCGUUCAAGAGAUCAUACGCCACAAAGAAAACCUACACAGAGGAAGAGCUGAAUGCCAAGCUGACACGAAGAGUCCAGAAAGCUGCGCGACGACAAGCCAAGCAGGAGGAACUGAAGAGGCUGCACAGAGCCCAGAUUAUCCAGAGACAGUUGGAGCAGGUGGAGGAGAAGCAGAGGCAGCUGGAAGAACGGGGCGUAGCCGUGGAGAAAGCUUUGAGAGGAGAAGCAGGAUUGUAUAAAGGUACUUAUACAUUACCCAAACAGCACAAAAGAAGAUCAGACUAUUGGGGAGAUUCUAAUUACAGUGAAAUCCUGGACUUGCAUCUGGGCGGCAUGGGCAAGAAGGACGAUCCUAAGCUAAUGCAAGAGUGGUUCAAGCUGGUGCAGGAGAAAAAUGCCCUGGUCCGCUACGAGUCAGAACUCAUGAUAUUUGCCAGAGAGCUGGAGCUGGAGGACCGACAGAGCCGACUGCAGCAGGAACUCAGGGAACGAAUGGCUGUGGAAGACCACCUGAAGACGGAAAAGGAGCUUGCUCAGGAAAAGCAGAUCCUGAAUGAGAUGUUGGAGGUGGUGGAGCAGCGUGAUGCCCUCGUGGCCCUGUUGGAGGAGCAGAGGCUUCGGGAGAAGGAGGAAGACAAGGACCUGGAGGCUGUCAUGCUCUCCAAAGGCUUCAACCUCAACUGGGCCUGAGAGGAGUGACAUAAUUGCUCAUCAGUUUCAGUGAAAAGUGGUCGACUGGUGAUUUGGCGUUCUCUGCCUCGCGUGGUCAUCUGUGAUCAGAAUAGUCUGCUGAACACCGAUACGGGCAGAGUUUGUCUGAAACUGUCACACCUGCAGCAGUGAAUGUGUAAAGAUUUCCCCGCCACACACAGACAAACACUACGGCUGCCUCUGACACUGAAGCAGUCUGAAACGUUUACAUAUCCUCUGCCCAAAGGCAGUUCUAGUUAAUCACUCUGCAGUUUUGCUUGGGCUCUCUCUCUGUGGGUGGAGAGGCGAGCACAUUCGCAACUUUAUCAUCACAGCCUUGAAGUGGAUCCUCUCAAGCAAGAAGGAGGGGGGGCCUUUGGGAGAAUGUUGAAAGACUUUUUUCAUUCUCGAUUGUCUAAAGGGAAGAAUGCAGUUUGGUCCUGCUGAUGUAAAGGAAUUGUAAAGAAUUGUGUUUUUGUGUAUAGUUGUGUAGAGCAAGUCACGUUUUCAGCGAAUGAAGUUGUUCUCUUUUCUGAAAAAGGACUGCUACAGAGGUGUGAAUAAAAGCUGGAGCGAUGUCUUCAGGCUCAGUCUUUUCAGUCUUGACUAUAGGAAGGACAUCCUCUGCUGAAGCUGCCUUUCUAUCUAGUGAUAAACUUCAGUACCCUAAUGAACCACAAACCCCUAUCCCCCCCCCCACAGUGUUUAGUGAGUCAACACAAAGAACCCAUUAAAUAUGGCCAUGUUUUUUAUGUAUUUAUUAUUUUUGUUUGCUUUUAACAUAAACUUUUUUUUGUUGUGCAUUCACAGGAGAGUGCCCAGAAUCUCAUUAUCUUGCACAUGUGCAUAACUCCCAUGCAACCAUAAGCCAUUGCAUGUCAGGAAUGAAGGCUGCAGGCACAUAGAAGAUCUUUACAUUGUCUUUGAUAGCUAGACAUAGAAUAAAGACUUAUACUAUAUGUGAGCAUUUAAUCACUUGACAUGACUCGAUAAUGAUGGGCCUCUCUGUGAGAUGCCAUUCACUGUACAUCACACUGACCAUUACUGUUUACAAAUACUUGUCCAUAUUCAAUACUGGAUUUUUAUGUUUCCUACUUUGGUAAACAGUAGCGAGCUAAACCCGUCUUUUCCGGUUCAAAGAGGUUUCUACCAUACGUGUUAACAUUGUGGUGUUAUUAUAAUUCAUGAAUCUGAUGUCACUGUUGCUAAUGGGGAAAUCAGUGUAGCUCACAUCACUCAUUUUGUGCCACAGGACUGUCUCUGUUGGUUGAUAUGCAAGGAGAACACCACAAGAACAUUCACACUACACAUCACUUAGAUCAGUACAUGGCAGUGUUAAUCCUUCACCCUUGAACAAGAUGCCUUUUUCAUUUUCAUUCUUGAUAUUUAUAUUUUUUUUCUGAGUUUACUUGUUUUUGAGGUAGUCACAUCUGUGUAUCCCACUGGAACUCAAGAUUUUUACUUUUUUUCAAAUUUUUAUACAGCAGGUCCCCAAGAAAACAAAAAUAGGAUUUUAAAUUGGGGCACUGAAGUAAUGCAGGGUGCUUUAUGAGCAUCUUGCAUCAGACAGGAACAUUAUGGUUUAUCUGGUGGGUAGUCAAAUCUAAUAGCCUUUUUGACAACUGUAAAAAAAAAAAAUAAUAAUAAUAAUAAUACUCCAAGUGGUCACUGUUUUACAGCACA
Messenger RNA from Seriola dumerili (greater amberjack), 8740 nucleotides. RefSeq names its product protein-methionine sulfoxide oxidase mical3a-like (gene mical3a). The record is from RefSeq and is a predicted model, not a curated record. The transcript is spliced from 40 exons. Bases 215 to 7057 code for a protein of 2280 amino acids. Lineage: Eukaryota; Metazoa; Chordata; Actinopteri; Carangiformes; Carangidae. Gene Ontology annotation, molecular function: protein binding; FAD binding.